CCCCACCCGCAUCGCACCGCCCACCGGCUUCGAAUCGCGGAGGAAGGGAGCAGCGUGCGCCAGAAGCAUCCAGGCGAACCGGAAAAUGGCGGUCCUCUCGCGGCCGGCGGCGGCCUUCCUCUUCCUCGCCCUCCUCGUGCUCCUCUCGCGGCCGGCGGCGGCGCGGCGGGCUGCGCGAAUCGCGCCGCUCCCCACCGCCGCGCUACGCCGGCUCUACGACACCUCCAACUACGGCAGGCUGCAGCUCAACAACGGCCUCGCGCUCGUGCCUCAGAUGGGAUGGAACAGCUGGAAUUUCUUCGCCUGCGACAUCAACGAGACGGUCAUCCGCGAGACAGCUGAUGCAUUGGUCUCGACGGGCCUGGCUGAUUUGGGAUACAACUAUGUGAACAUCGAUGACUGUUGGUCCUAUGUGAAACGAGGAGAUAAGGAUCAAUUGCUACCUGAUCCAAAGACUUUCCCUUCUGGAAUCAAAUCGAUUGCGGACUAUGUACAUGGAAAAGGUCUAAAACUUGGUAUCUACUCUGACGCUGGGGCAUUUACUUGUCAAGUUAGACCAGGAUCGCUCUAUCAUGAAAACGAUGAUGCUGCCCUUUUUGCUUCAUGGGGUGUUGACUAUCUAAAGUAUGACAACUGUUACAAUCUGGGAAUUAAGCCAAAGGAAAGGUAUCCUCCAAUGCGUGAUGCUCUAAAUUCAACUGGCCGCAAAAUAUUCUACUCUCUAUGUGAAUGGGGCCAGGAUGAUCCAGCUUUAUGGGCUGGAAAAGUUGGAAACAGUUGGCGUACAACAGAUGAUAUAGAGGAUACAUGGAAAAGCAUGACCGACAUUGCUGAUAAGAAUAACAAGUGGGCAUCAUAUGCUGGACCAGGUGGAUGGAAUGACCCAGACAUGCUGGAAGUUGGAAAUGGUGGCAUGACCUUUGCAGAGUACCGUGCACAUUUCAGCAUCUGGGCACUUAUGAAGGCACCUCUCUUAAUUGGUUGCGAUGUCAGAAAUAUGACUUCAGAAACAAAGGAAAUAUUGAGCAACAAAGAAGUAAUUCAAGUAAAUCAAGAUUCUCUUGGAGUUCAAGGAAGAAGAAUUUUGAGUCAAGGAGAAGGUGGAUGCGGCGAGGUCUGGGCUGGACCUCUCUCUGGCAAACGUUUGGCUGUUACUUUAUGGAAUCGUUGUUCGGAGACGGUUAACAUCACGAUGACAUUGGCUGAUGUAGGCCUUGAUGGUUCGUCUGCUUAUUCUGUUAGAGACCUCUGGAAGCAUGAGACACUGUCAGCAAACGCUGUAGGAACUUUCGGAGCCCAAGUCGAUGUGCACGACAUCAAGAUGUACAUUUUUACUCCCGACAUAAGCUUCUCUGCAAUUUGAUAAGAGAAAAGUGUACCAGCAUGUUUUGGGAAUAAACUGUUUGUUCAUCCAGCACUCAUGGACACACGGUGUAUAUAUCAGCUUCUUGUAAAAAUAAACUUGUUCAACUAUAUAUCAAAGGGAAACACAAAACAUUAGUUGUUUUCUUCUCA
Molecule: messenger RNA, 1515 nt
Organism: Lolium rigidum
Lineage: Eukaryota; Viridiplantae; Streptophyta; Magnoliopsida; Poales; Poaceae
Product: alpha-galactosidase 3-like
Exons: 15
Coding region: 86-1363 (425 amino acids)
Biological process (GO): carbohydrate metabolic process
Molecular function (GO): hydrolase activity, hydrolyzing O-glycosyl compounds
Source: RefSeq, a predicted model, not a curated record